Molecule: messenger RNA, 570 nt
Organism: Drosophila serrata
Lineage: Eukaryota; Metazoa; Arthropoda; Insecta; Diptera; Drosophilidae
Product: protein Diedel-like
Source: RefSeq, a predicted model, not a curated record
AUGGCCAAAACGAGCGCCUUUUGUGGACAGGGUGCUUGCAACAUCUUCGGUUGCAACUGUGACGGCGGCUGUCGCACCGGCGACUGGAGCAGGAGCUUCAAGCAAAGGAAUAAGAACUACGGAAUCGAUGUUUCAACAGUAUCCUGGAUCGCAUUUCCUAUUUAUGUGCAGCCUAUAAAUAAGAGUAGCUCACGGGAUUUUAGUCAGUUCCUGUAUCAUUUUACGAUUGAAACUAAACUUUUCCUGCUUCUCAUCGGGAUGUGCUGUCUGACCAUCGUCAGACAGGCCCGUGCUGAGUGCUGCACUUCCUUUGAAGAAGUGACCUUCGGUAUGGAAAGAGGCAUAUGCGAGGCAGUUGGGGGCAAUCUCGAUGACACCGCCUGCCAAGUGAUCAUCUGUGCGGAUGGGGUGGCGAGGAAGGGCGCCUACUGUGGACGAAGUCCUUGCAACAUUUUCGGUUGCAACUGCGACGGCGGAUGUCUGACUGGCGAUUGGAGCGAAAGUUUCAUGGAAAAGUAUCGGCAAUACGGAAUUAAAAUAAUUGAUAUAUCGCGAUCUCCCUAUUUUUGA